Messenger RNA from Hyaloperonospora brassicae, 2043 nucleotides. Lineage: Eukaryota; Oomycota; Peronosporomycetes; Peronosporales; Peronosporaceae. The record is from the annotation of a GenBank genome assembly.
AUGACCUCGUCGACCCCCGCGCGCGCCACUGCCUCGACACCCGAUGCAGGUGCGUCCUUGAUCCCCACGCCAGCUGGAGCCCGCACGUCGUUCGUAGACGGUCUCCGCACGCCGCCCAGUGCGCGGGGCGGCCACUGCUUUGCGCCUUUCGACGACGUCGCGUCGCGCUCGUCGAACGUGUUGUCCCCGCGCGGCGCGGAACUCGCGACGCCCACGACGCCCGAAGCACGGCUGGACGAAGGCGAUACCAGUGGGUUGUACCGGGGUGCGAGUUCGCUGCCCGUGCUCUCGCAGCUGCCCAAACCAGACGACGGCCGGAGUUAUCAGCAGUUUGUCCAGCGCCAGUUGCAGUUGCCGCCGCUGUCGCCGCAUACGCGGAGCGCUGAUAAAGACGGCAGGCGAGCGGGACCGGCCAAGCGCAGUCAGACGUACGUGCAGCAGCUGUCGCGGGAGUCUGCGAGGGAACUGGCCAAGACCGCGUUCAGUUUGCGCUCGACGUCGAUUGGCGACGUGACGUUUGAGAACCCGCACGAAGUCGUGGGGAGCAGUUUGCGCGAGAGCAUUCGACGCGUCACGGCCUUUUCGAGACGAGAAGCACCGCUGGAUAGGGAGCUCACGACGAGCGCGAGGGUUGGACGCUCGGUGCGCAAGUGCACGUUGAAACUCGACCCUGAUACCAUCACGUGGACAAGAGGGACGAAGACACUGGGCGAGCUCUCAACCGAUGAUGUCGUCGGUGCAGAGGUGCUUGCCAGGAAGAACGCUCGUACGUUCCGUGUGCAUUACUUCAAAAAGGGGCACGGAACGGGCGCGAAGGCGUUGCUCCGCACACCGCGGUACGUGGACUUUCACGGACUGGACGUUUCGGUGAUGAAUAGCUGGGUUGCGGCUAUUCAGGAACUCGUGCGCUGGCAAGCACGUGCACCGCCGCUGGCCGAGAAACGGCUGCUGAAGGUUGUGGUGAACCCGCACUCGGGAAAGCAGCAGGCGCGACAGAUAUGGAGGGAAAAGGUGAAGCCGUUUAUGGACUUGGCCAAGUUUGACUGCGUGGUCGAAGAGACGACGCACUCGGGUCAUGCAGCUGAGAUGGGGAGAAACUACUCGGACGAAGAUGGGUUCGAGGCUCUUGUGUUUAUUGGAGGCGACGGCACCCUGUGCGAGUUCAUGAACGGACUCUUGACUCGCCCAGAACAUGAAUGGCGUGAAAUAGUGGCCUCGACGCCGAUUUCGCUGAUUUCAGCCGGGACGCAGAACGCUUUUGGCACGGGAGCUGGCAUUCCGACAGUGAAUGCAGCGCUGUACUGCAUCAUGAAGCGCAAAAUGCGCCCGUUGGAUGUCGUGACAGCUGUGUCUGCUGCUAACCCGAGCGUGGUGCACUAUAGCUACUGCGGUCUUGGCUGGGGCGUGGCAGGCGACAUUGCAGCGGAGUCGGAACGCUACCGCUGGAUGGGGACGCUCCGAUACGCUUUUUUGAAAGUGAAGCGCACAGUGGUUUUGCCCAAGAAGCACACUGGUCGAGUCCGGUACGUGUUGACCGAGCCACGCCCGCCGCUCAUUCGUUACGACGACUACCCGGACGCUGGUGCCUUGGACCAGUUUGAAGUGGAGGAAGGCACUGUGUACGACAUGGACCGUUUCAGUACUCAACGCAAGUCGUGGGCGGGUACCGCUGGCAGCAUUAUGAGCCCGGCGAGUCGCAAGCGGUACCCCGAGUUGCUGUGGAAAGAGGACCGCGACAACUACGUCGUCGUGGGCGUGGUCAACAUUUCGCCCGAUGGCGCCUUCUCGCAUCCGUCGGACGGCAGCAUGGACCUCAUUGUUACUCGCAAGGGUACUGUCGUACGCACAGCGAAGCUCUGUGGUCUGUACCUGAUGGGCAAGGAGCUCCAGAGCGACCUGGUGUCGUACUUGAAGGUCAAGGCCGUGGAGAUUGAGCCCGACCAGCCAGAAGACUGCAUGAACAUCGACGGCGAAGUGCUGGAAGGCGGUCCGUGGCGCAUGGAGGUGGUGCCAAGUCUUUUCAAGGUGCUGUCUGAAAAAUAA